Messenger RNA from Zingiber officinale, 902 nucleotides. Its product is annotated as protein SODIUM POTASSIUM ROOT DEFECTIVE 2-like. The transcript has 3 exons. Lineage: Eukaryota; Viridiplantae; Streptophyta; Magnoliopsida; Zingiberales; Zingiberaceae. The coding region runs from base 79 to 741 and encodes 220 amino acids. The record is from RefSeq and is a predicted model, not a curated record. Gene Ontology annotation, molecular function: metal ion binding.
AACUACAUCAAUCUACCUUGUUGUGAAGCUUCUCCCCUCACUCUUCUUCCACGCCUGCAUGCUCUCUCUCCUCCAAUCAUGGCUCCCCUGCUCCUGAGAGAAAUGAAAGGAAUGACCUUCUCCUGCUCCUCCCCUGCUUCGUUAGCCACUUGUUCCACCAUCCACCACAAAUCCACAAUCCAAUCCUUAACCCGAAGGGAAAUCGAUCGACGCACUCCCUGUCUCAGAGACCCACAGAGGACUCUCUUCGAUCGUUCCAACUCAUCCUCCAAACCAAGAACAAGACACAGUGGUGACUCUAAGGCAGCAAGGAGGAAGAGCUCAGCAGAUGCUGACUCUUCUCAACAUCUCCUGAAAUCUUCAAGAUUUAGACUUGUUGACUCUUACUACGAUAUAUUUCCUGAAAACCCUGUACAAAUUCCGAGUUUUCUCGCCAUCGAAAAGCCAAGAUCGGAACGCAUAGGAGGCGAUGAAGUGGCUAUUUUGAGGCCGUCUUCUUCUACUAGAACGCAAGAUCAGGCGGUCGUUCUGAGAGUGUCCCUGCAUUGCAAGGGCUGUGAAGGGAAGGUGAGGAGGCACAUAGCCAAGAUGCAAGGAGUGAGAUCUUUCAGCGUGGAUCUGGCGACGAAGAAGGUGACUGUGGUGGGAGACGUGACGCCGCUGGGCGUGCUGAACAGCAUCUCCAAGGUGAAGCACGCGCAGUUCUGGCAAUCACCUCCUCGGGCUUCAGCAUCCUUCUAACUCCAUUCCAUCGAUAAUCCGCUUAGUCUCGACGUGAUUAAGAAAAGUGUGGCAAAGUUUGCUUUCGAUCUAUGCUGAAAGUUAUUUCAUGAAUUCCGGUCUUAAGCUGUGAUCAUUAUCAGUGUACUCGUGCCUCCAUUAGUCAUGGAGUUUUAAUUUAA